AUGGAGCCCACUAAACAAACCCUCCCAAUCGGUGGUCUCCUCGUCGACGUUUACUCCCACCCAACCUCAACCACUAGCUCCACACACCCCAUCCACGUGCUCUUCUUCCUCCACGGCCGCUUCGGAAGCGCACAAGAUGAAUACAUAAUCAAUGCUGUUAAAGUUAUUUUUGCUGAGAGUUAUGGAUUGGGCGGGGGAGAGAGGAAGAAAGAUCUUAUUGUCGUCACUUUUGAUCACAGGAACCACGGGCCGAGACUCGUGAGCAAGCAGCGAAAUUUCGCGUGGAGCAAAGAACCGGCCGAGAAUAAUGAUCAUCAUGCGGUAGACAUGUAUACCAUCCAAACCGGUACAGCACAAGACGUGUCCUUCUUAAUCGAUCACCUUCCUUCCUCCCUCUAUCCCUCGGGUGAGCGAACGAUUGUGGAAUGGGGUAUAGGCGGUGUGAGUCUUGGAGGUCAUUCGACGUGGAUUGCGCUUUCUAGAGAGCCCCGCCUCACCCUGGGAAUCCCCAUAAUCGGCUGUCCCGACUACACGAAACUAAUCUAUCAACGCGCCCAAUCCUCAAACAUCCCCAUCUCCCCACCUUACUUCCCCACUUCCUUUAUGACAUACGUAAAAAGGCACGACCCUGCACAACUGGCGUACCGCGCAAAAGACGCUUCCAAUCCGUUUUUCGGGAAGAAGGUGUUGGUGCUUUCGGGGAAGGAGGAUAAACUUGUGCCGUGGGUGGCAUCGGCCGAGUUUGUGGAGGGUCUUGAAGUUGGAGAGGGGGGUGUUAAGAGGGUUGUGGUGGAGGAGGGGGCGGGGCAUGAAUGUACGAGUGGGAUGCGGAGGGAGGCUGGGUUAUUUGUGAGGGAGUGGUUGAGGUUGUGA
This is a messenger RNA of Suillus plorans, 873 nucleotides long. RefSeq names its product Alpha/Beta hydrolase protein. Bases 1 to 873 code for a protein of 290 amino acids. The transcript has 5 exons. The record is from RefSeq and is a predicted model, not a curated record. NCBI's taxonomy places the organism in Eukaryota, Fungi, Basidiomycota, Agaricomycetes, Boletales, Suillaceae.